Messenger RNA from Zymoseptoria tritici IPO323, 282 nucleotides. RefSeq lists its product as uncharacterized. The transcript has a single exon. Gene Ontology annotation, biological process: translation. NCBI's taxonomy places the organism in Eukaryota, Fungi, Ascomycota, Dothideomycetes, Mycosphaerellales, Mycosphaerellaceae. Gene Ontology annotation, cellular component: mitochondrial large ribosomal subunit; ribosome. Gene Ontology annotation, molecular function: structural constituent of ribosome. The annotation marks the transcript as partial. The record is from RefSeq and is a predicted model, not a curated record.
GUCGAGCCGCUGAACGCCGAGCAAUGCGCCCCAAACCUGCCAUACUUCGUCUCACGCAGCGCAAACAACGAGCUGCCGAUCUAUACAUUGAGGAAACGAGGAGGAAACUUGAAGAUGACGAGGAUCAAGAAGAUUGAUGGAGACAGGCAUAUUCUGAGGGACGAGCUGAAGUCAUUGCUGAAGAAUUCGGACUGCGUGGUGAAUAGCGUUACGGGGCAUAUCAUGAUCAAGGGACAUCAUAAGCCGCAGGUGGAGAAGUUCUUGAGGGAGAGGAUGUUCUAG